Solea solea (common sole) is the source of this 7066-nucleotide messenger RNA. RefSeq names its product myelin protein zero-like 1 like (gene mpzl1l). Bases 363 to 1160 code for a protein of 265 amino acids. Gene Ontology annotation, cellular component: focal adhesion; cell surface; membrane. The transcript has 6 exons. The record is from RefSeq and is a predicted model, not a curated record. Lineage: Eukaryota; Metazoa; Chordata; Actinopteri; Pleuronectiformes; Soleidae.
UUGUGCUAUUGAAAGAAAACAAAAUGAAUGGAUGAGAAAUUAGUGACUUUACAUUGAAACAGAGUAGAGGAUAAAGGAGGAGUUGCAAACCUGCUGAUUUUGCCUGGAAGUCAUUGCAGACUUUUUAAUUUAUUUCGUGCUGUGUUUUAAUUAAAUGUAGAUCAAUUUAUUUUAUGAAAAACAAAGCCCAUUGAAUCACUUCAUCCAGCUGCACGUGCAGGCCGUCAAAGCAGAACCUGCAGGGGGCAGCAGUCCGUGAGUCAGAGCUGUGACGCCGCCGCUGAGACUUUCCACGAAGAAGAAAGGACUCGGACUGAGGGAGGAAAAAAAGCAGAGGAACUACUCCUGUUUACAACAACACAAUGGAGCCAAAACGGCCGAAUACCGUCUGCAACCGCCUAUUACUGACUGGAUUUACGCUAUGUGUUGUAUUAGUCACAAAACCCACUUCUGCGAUCGACAUAUACGCCGACGGUGAGGUGGUGAUGCAGAACGGCACCUCGGGGAUCCUCCGCUGCACCUUCAAGUCCAGCGAAGUGGUCAGCAGCUCCACCUCAGUGACCUGGAGCUUUCAGUCGAGUCAGCCAGACCACCAGUUCUUCAAAGCACCGUACGUGAUUUUCUACUUUGUACACGGGACAGCAUUCCCGGCACAGAACAUGUUCAAAGAAAGGGUGCAGUUUAUUGGCGACGUCAACAAGAGGGACGUCUCGAUCCAGCUGAGUCCGGCUCAGUUCAGUGACAACGGUACCUUCUUCUGCGACGUGAAGAACCCACCGGAUGUAACAGGAACUCCGGCUCGAACGGAACUCAGGGUCGUUCUGAAAGAGUCUCUCCCUCAGAGCAACACCACGGUUAUAGCGGCGGCGGUCUGUGGAUCCCUGUUUCUGCUCAUCCUCAUCGCUGUCGGCGCCUGCGUCGUCAUGAAGGUGCUGCACAGCCGCCACGACUACGAAGGAUGUACGACCUUGGAAAGCAUGAGCACUCAGGCUCCGCAGGCACGAAAGAAGGUGGAGUCUGGUCUGGAGGGCUCCAAGAGCACCGUCCCCCUGGGUCCACUACAGGGCCCGGUGAUAUACGCACAGUUGGAUCACUCAGGCAGCAAAAACUCCUUCCAUAAGAUGGAGCCUGUGGUCUACGCUGACAUACGUAAAAACUGAAGAGGAGCAGGGGACCGUGAAAGAAAAACAAACAAAAAAAAGAUGAAAAAAAUAACAGUCAAGUAUCAGACCUCUUUAUCAGCUGCUCUUGGGAAGGGGAGGGUUAUUUCAACAGGGACAUAAUCGGUGCAGUUUGUUUUUUUUAUUUUUUUUUUGUAAAUCUCAUCCUCUGAAAGCAUGACGCUGUUACGUGAUAAAACGACCCCUCCGCGCGCUUCAGUUUUAAAGACAAAAAAGAGAAAAAAACACUACAACACUCCAUCGCGUCAACCUUUAAAUUGUUACCAACACAGGGAUCAAAGUUAAAAUAAGCAUUCCAAUAUGUUAAAAAAAGAAAAAAGUAAACUAUGUCGUUUCGAUAACUGUAGCUGUGUGCUUAAAAAUAGAACAACAGGUUCCGCGGGCUGUUGCACCAGCUGAACACAAGUCAGAUCACUAUCGAAGCUCCAGUCGCGAUGGAAAAGUACAGCCGAUGAAGGAGAAAGCACGUGAUCCUGCGAGUGUUACAGUGCCUAAAUGUGAUAGACAUCUUUAAAUAAUGACAUCAGCUUCUGUUUUUGGUGUUUGUGAAACACAGCGUUAACCCAAAAAGAAAAAGAGAAGCUGCAGUUUUAACAGGGUUCCCACAGGUCCUUGAAAUCCUCAAAAAGCCCUUGAAAGGUUUUGAAAAUCGCCCUGAGUAGACAUGGGUCAUUGAAAGUGCUUGAUAUUUGAUAGUUAGAUAAAUGUCUCCCUUGUUUGUUAUGACGCCACCUACUGUUUCAUGCCCUGCACUGCUUGACGUACAUAGAUGAGAUCAAACGAGUCAAAAGAGACUUGAUGCCUGGAAAAUGAAAAUUCCAACAUCUCUGUCUCGCCAAAUAAAAAUGACAGACUGAUUUUGACCCAAGAUCCCAAGGACAAUCACUUGUCCACAUGCAUAGCGUGCUGCAAAGCAAUUAAAGUAGACGCCAUCAUGGGCGAAGACGCUCUUACAAGUUGCCCUCCCAUCUUGAGCUGUGUCAGGACUUUCUGUCCCUGAAUUUGCAGUAAUUUGCCCUGGAAAGUCCUUGAAUUUGAUGUCAACCAAGGUGUGGGAACCCUGUUUUAACUGAAAUCUCAACAAAUGUCUUCCCUCCGCACUGCUCCACAGAGUGACGGAUUUGACUGUAUGUCAAUCCUCCAAUGUCCCUGCAAGAAGACAUUAGAUAACAAUUAAUAAAAAACAACAAGUCUGAAGCUGUUAAAUUAGAGUAAAAACCUGCGUAGUUGUGCUUUAAAAGACCGAUCUACAACAGAAAACGUGUCUGUGGCUGACACCGGUGCACUGACGUUUUCUUUCAUGCCAAAUAAUAAUCAUUUCUUUGCAUAUCCUCAGCUUUAAGAGUCUUAUGCUUCAUAAAUGUAGGUUUUGUCACUUUUACUAACGGGCGCUGUUUCACAGAGGAUCAAAUGUUUUGUCCUUCAGAUGUUUCUAAAAAGCGAAACCAAACAUCGGGCGUACUUUGAUGUUCACGCCUCUUCAUAAACUGUAACUUAAACCAAAUCCUUCUAUGAUUGAACUAUUGUUUUUUUGGUGAAACUGACAUUUUAUCCAGAGCAAACGGGAGAGAUAACCACUAUGUCUAAUGUAUCCUGUCACAUGUGAAGUCGCGUCUAUGAUCAUCGUCGAUUCUGUACUGAUAUCGUCAUCAAAAUCUCUGACGCCAACGAAAUCUUGGCGGCAGCAGAACAAAAAAAACUCCCCUAUGCCAAGUAUCGCAUGUUGGUGCUAUAAAUGUUAGUCGGUGUAGUUAAGAACAAAGUGCUACUGUUGUAAAUAUGAAAGAAAAGUUCCCUCGUUGACUUUAAUAUGAUAUCUUCUUGUCUUUCUAACCUGUUCCUGCCUUGACGACGCGUAGUAACAACUGACCAAAGCCGAGCGGACGCCGUUCAUGUUUGUUGUCAUUGGGGCUGCAACCAGUGGUUAUUGUCAGUGUUCUGUCGCAGAGAAACCAGAAAAUACUCACAUUUAAGAAGCUGGAAUCUUAGUUAAUAAAACAGUCAUUAACUUAAUCUGUUAAUCACUUUCACUCUAGCUUUCAGACCUCUGUUGCCUUGGAGGAAAUAAUCUGCUUUUAAAUUUAACUUAUUGAUAAAGUUUGAACUGGUUGAUGGCGCUUUUCCACUUCACAGUUCCGGCACGGCUCGACUGGGCACGUUUAUUGUUUUGUUUGCUUUUCCAUCAGCGAUGGUACCUGGUACCUGAGUCAUGAGCGCGACGUCUGACGCGAGAAUCAAAGAGAAACAACGCAGAACUGUACAUCGCUUCAAAAGAGUGAAACAUCCUUGAAAACAUUAAGCGUUAAUCUCCAACAUUUAGCAAAGAAAAUGUCUAAAAUGUCAAUAUUUAACAGAGGAGUCUGGCGUAUUUAGCGACAUCUCAUCUUUUCUGCCGUAUGCCGUAUUCAUCUUUUUGAAUGAACAGAUUCUAAUGAAACAACUGCUUUACAAAUCACAAGUCACUCGUUUGUGUCGCGGCAGUUUUAUGCAGCCAUUCUAUGAUGACUCCGCCCACGUUGAGGAGGCGCUAUCAUACCAAACCAUGUAGAGUAGAGCAGUGCCGUGCUGGAACGGUACAGUGGAAAAGCUGCAUCAGUAAUUGAGUAUUUUUUGUAAUGUUAUCGUCAGUCACUGAUUGAUUCAUUGUUGCAGUCCUAUUUCUGACAGCCGACAAUCAAACAUGUUAUUUUUACACACGCUAGAGAACACGGCUCACGCUCGGACGUGAAAAAAACAUUUCUUAAUCGGUUUUGUGCAGCGAGAAAUUCAAGAUAAGUGAAUAAGGGAAGGCUCGGCCGACACCGCAGUCAUCCACAGCACGUAAACAAACAAGAGUGUGUGAGUGAAGUCGUGGCGUCGCCACCGCCGUCGUCGUCGUAAACUCGCAGCUGGUGCAACAGUUGAGCUGAAGCCACCGUUCACUUCAGCGACAUCGUGACUUUGUUCAGUUUGGGGCCAGAUAGCGCCACGCGGUGACGUCGCAUGCAUGUAAAUGUUAAAACAGCUAAACGUGGUACUCACGGUGUUACUGUGAAAGCUUCAGUCGUCUGUAAACAUGUCGCUAUGGUACCGUUGAAAAAUGAAAAAGACACUGCCUCCAUCCUUCCACUUUUGCUUUUCACCUCAGCUCAACAUGUUUAUUUUUAAAUCAUCUUUCGUUGCUCUUUGUGUCUAACCCUUCAUUUUUUAUUUUUUAUUUUUAUAAAGGGCAAAUGAAGUCUGACAAAAAAAGGUUUGCUGCUCAAACAUCAAUAAUUUUUGUGUAAGAUAAAAUGUGUACCUGAGGUGAAACGAUACACUAUUUGCAUGCAAUUUACUAACAGAACAGUCGUUAUUAUGAGAAUAUCCAUCGUUUUAUUUCAUCUACAUAUUAUGUAAAGCUCUUUUCUUUUAAUUACUUUUAAAACUAAUGGGCCAAAUAUCUUAAUAUCAGCCGUCAUGUUAGGUUUCAGUUGUGUUCACAUGCUUUUAAGCUUUAAAACACAUUCCAAAUUAGUUUUUUAUACUUUGUGUUAAAGCAUUCAAAAGCCAAAUUUGUAUUUUUUAGUUUUAGUUUUUUUUUUUUUUUUGGGUUUGGUGAAUUAUGAGAACGACGUUUGUGUUGCGACCAAGUCUUAAAGCUUCAGCUUGUGAUUCCAAUAAUGCAGUAAACCAGUAUGUGUAUAUAUUUUUUUAGCUCGUGUAAGAUAUAGUGCUGUUUACUGUAACUCAUUCCAGUGUGGUGUGGCUGCGGGGGGGAACGUCGCCUCCAGCAGGUGGCGUACUGCGCGUUUCCUGCGCUUCAGUCUUAACGGUUUCUGUUACCGGACACUUUCAGCGGAUGCAGUGCCUGCGCGAAGAGUCCGUCGGGUUAAAAAUGGCUUGAAUUAAACGUUAUUUAGUCAACAGUACGGUCAGAGAAUUCAUAUUUAAAAGAUCAGACAAACAUAUUUAAGAACACAUCCACAGUGAAGAACUUUGUCACUGUCGGAGAUGAUGUAGAUUUGUAAACGAGGGCUGCGACUAAACGUUCAUUUUUUAUCCAAAAAUGUUUAUUUUACUGUUACAGAGGAGCAAAGAAACAUAUUUAAAAUGCAUAAAUCGCAGAAAAUCACAAAUUCAUCAAUGAAUUAUCACAUAAUUUGAAGUAGUGUUUGAUUAUUAGUUGCUUAAUCGUCGCAGCUCUUCAGUGGAUUUGUAUACACUCCUGUGCUCAAUAAGCUAAAAGUCUGUAACCAUAGCGACUGUAAACACUCCCGAACGCACAGUCAAUGGGUUAAAUGGAGCACGGAAAUGUCCGCCAACGAAGAAAAACACAAUAACAUUACACCAAAACAAGGUGACUUAAAAACAACUUGUGCCUAAAUUGACAAAUUAUAAAAAAAAUUCCAUCGUAGUUUGAUCAACACGUGCCUAAUAAACAUGCUAGCAUGAGCUGAUAAAUCAAUUCCAUCGUAGUUUGAUCAACACGUGCCUAAUAAACAUGCUAGCAUGAGCUGAUAAAUCAGCUAAAACUAGUUACGUUAAAGAAAACCUGUGUGACUUUUUAUUGCGAAAUUUAGAGGAUAUAGGAAAUACACAAUCCUCAAUCCGCGGAGUUCCCGAUGUUUCUUAAUCUGCGAUAUCAAGAAUGAAAUAUUUUUUUAAAAAUACCUGUACCCCAGGGGCUGUUUACGAUAUAUGAAACACAACCAAGCGCCUUUAAAUUCAGCAUGCUAGCAUGUUAGCAUUAAUAUACUGUAGAUGAACAACUGUAGACGACAAGAGGAAAUGUUGAGUCAGCAUUUUUUUUUUUUUUUUUUAAUUAGCAUACAAACAUUGACUUACAUACACUUUCCGACUAAUACUGUACAUAAAUAAAUACUAUUUAAGCGCUCAGAAAUCAUGAAUCGCGUCGUCUUGUGUGGUUCGUCCUUUUCGGAGACUAUGAAUGUUUGUACCGAACCAUGUUUUUAGCGCCAUCUCGUGUGUGUGUGUAUAAAUAGCAUGUAUAUCUUCAGCUUCUGGACCUUUAUUUUCCUCUCAUUUUCCAUUUUUAAACUUGUCUGUACAAAUAAUCAUCCUCGUAUUUAUGCUCUAACUUAUUCACGUGGUCUCCGCGUCGAGGCUCAAUCCUUUGAAAACACUCUUUAUGUAUUUGUUCGUAAACAUUCCGACUAAAGAAAACGUUGAUUCGGCUUCAUUUUGACUCGACUGUGGCUUUGACUCUCGCUCAUGCAGGCACUGUGUCGUCUUCCAUUCGUGUCCUCUCUCUCUCUUUUAACGUUGUUUUAUUUGCUAGCAUGCGUCUCUUUCUGCCGCCUUCACCCGAAACGAUCCUGUAUGAUACCGAUAAAACAGUUACUGCUGGUCACUCCGCUCGUGUUUAGUGCUGUUUGUAGAAAUUGUGAUGUAAACUAUAAAUUAUCGACAUUUUUUUUUUUUUCUCCGAGUUUUAACCGAGCUCGCGCGCCAACAAGCGCUCGGUGAUUCGGUGACGAACGCGCCAGACGUUCGCGCCACUCGCAGUGAGUCUUAAAGUGCGUACUUAGUGUUUUUUCCGAUGGUAAAUAGUCAGUGUGAUAUUUGAGAAUUGUUUGUUUAUGUUAUGUUGUAAAAAGAAAAAAAACCUGCACUAUGUCUUGUGUAUCAAAGACAACGAAUGCCCUGUGAUUUUUUUUUUUUUUUUUUUUUUAUUUUACGUUCAUCUCUGUCUGACCUUGGCCGCUGUUUAACGUCCUUAAAACUGGAAUGUUGUACAUUUAGUGCCUUUUACAUUUCAUCAGCUAACUUGAACAUCUGCUCAAAAUAGAAAAUAAGAUAAGAUUCAUUUAUUUUACUUUUAUUGUAUGUAUUUUUUUAUACACAUAAUAUCGCCUCUGUAUCCACUGUUCAAAUUUUAUAUAAAACCUAUUCCUGGCCAAUUA